This is a messenger RNA of Kuraishia capsulata CBS 1993, 438 nucleotides long. RefSeq lists its product as uncharacterized. The record is from RefSeq and is a predicted model, not a curated record. Gene Ontology annotation, biological process: nucleotide metabolic process. The transcript has 2 exons. NCBI's taxonomy places the organism in Eukaryota, Fungi, Ascomycota, Pichiomycetes, Pichiales, Pichiaceae. Gene Ontology annotation, molecular function: catalytic activity. The coding region runs from base 1 to 438 and encodes 145 amino acids.
AUGUCGUCCGAAGCUGCCUGUAUUUUCUGCAAGAUCAUCAAGGGCCAAAUCCCUUCAUUCAAAAUAGUGGAGACUGCUACUUGUUACUCCUUCCUCGAUAUUGAGCCAAUUGCCAAAGGCCAUGUAUUAGUGAUCCCCAAGUACCAUGGUGCAAAGUUGCACAACAUCCCAGACGAAUACUUGAAGGACAUCCUUCCCGUGACCAAGAAGAUUGCCAAAGCAUUGGAUUUGGACAUUGACGGAUUGGAAGGCCCUGGCUACAAUAUUCUUCAAAACAACGGCUCAAUUGCUCACCAGGUUGUUGACCAUGUCCACUUUCAUCUGAUACCAAAGAGGGAUUCGGAGACCGGGCUGAUAGUUGGCUGGCCUACUACUAAGGGCGACAUGGCCCAAUUGGCUGAACUAGCCAAGGACAUAGUUUCCAAGAUUGAGGAAUAA